This is a messenger RNA of Dama dama (fallow deer), 3746 nucleotides long. It is a transcript of the gene LRRN1, whose product is annotated as leucine rich repeat neuronal 1. Gene Ontology annotation, molecular function: protein binding. Lineage: Eukaryota; Metazoa; Chordata; Mammalia; Artiodactyla; Cervidae. The transcript has 2 exons. The record is from RefSeq and is a predicted model, not a curated record. Bases 679 to 2829 code for a protein of 716 amino acids.
UGCAGCGCCCUCCGGGCGGGGAGAGGGGCCGCCGGCGUCAGCGCGGGCAGCAGCAUCCGCGCGGUGGCAUCCCUAGGCGCUCCGGACGCCCUCCUUUGGACCUGGACACUCGCUGCCCCGCUGUCGGCAUCCCGCUUCCAUCCUUUACCCCAAUCCUGCCUGCCUGUGCCCGGCCCCCGAGAGCCGGAUUGAGCCCAGGCCCGCGCAGCAGCUGUUGCUCGUGUUACUGCCUCGCUUCGCGUCUUGGUGCUCUGCCGCGAGCCCCCUAAGGAGCCCGUGCCUGUGGGUUUGGAGGGAGGUGCGGCUCAGCCGGUCCUCCUCCUUCUCCUCUUCCUCCUGCUGCCGCCUCCGGUGCCUGGUCCGUGCGCACCCCGACACCCCUGCCCGCCGGGCCUCGGGGCACAUCUCCAGACUCUGAUUGGGCUGAAAUAACUUAUGCCAUAGAGCUGUGCAUAUGCCUGGAAUUGAGAGACACAGGUAAAGAGACUCCAGAUUGCGUCCUGCCUUCUGAAACGCCAGGAAAUCAUCCCUUCAGACUCUGGAAUUCUACAGCUUUCAACAGAGACUUUGCUUAAAUGUUUACAUUUUUUGCUUGCUGUCUUUCAUACCACUAUAUAGUGCUUGUGUUUUGUUAAAACUUAACAAUUGUCAGGAGUUCAACUUGCUUGGCAAGCCAGCAUGGCUAGGAUGAGCUUUGUUUUAGCAGCUUACCAGGUGGUGCUGAGCUUGCUCAUGACUUCAUUAACUGGGUCUCCCCUGCAAAGUAGUGAGUGUCCACAACUUUGUGUGUGUGAAAUUAGGCCCUGGUUUACCCCUCAGUCAACGUACAGAGAAGCCACCACUGUUGACUGUAAUGAUCUCCGCUUAACAAGGAUCCCCAGCAACCUUUCCAGUGACACUCAGGUGCUUCUCUUACAGAGCAAUAACAUCGCCAAGACUGUGGACGAGCUACAGCAGCUUUUCAACCUGACGGAGCUAGAUUUCUCCCAAAACAACUUUACAAACAUUAAGGAAGUUGGGCUGGCAAACCUGACCCAGCUCACCACUCUACAUCUGGAGGAAAAUCAGAUUACGGAAAUGAAUGAUUAUUGUCUACAAGACCUCAGCAACCUUCAAGAACUCUACAUCAACCAUAACCAGAUUAGCACUAUUUCUGCUAAUGCUUUUUCAGGCUUAAAAAAUCUUUUAAGGCUCCACCUGAACUCCAACAAAUUGAAAGUGAUCGAUAGCCGCUGGUUUGAUUCCACACCCAACCUGGAAAUUCUCAUGAUUGGGGAAAACCCCGUGAUUGGAAUUCUGGAUAUGAACUUCAAACCUCUCUCAAAUUUGAGAAGCUUAGUUUUGGCCGGAAUGUAUCUCACUGAUAUUCCUGGAAACGCCUUGGUGGGCUUGGAUAGCCUCGAGAGUCUGUCGUUUUAUGAUAACAAACUGGUCAAAGUCCCUCAACUUGCCCUGCAAAAAGUUCCUAACUUGAAAUUCUUAGACCUCAACAAAAACCCCAUCCACAAAAUCCAGGAAGGGGACUUCAAAAAUAUGCUUCGGUUAAAAGAACUGGGGAUCAACAAUAUGGGGGAGCUCGUUUCUGUGGAUCGCUAUGCCCUGGAUAACUUGCCUGAACUCACAAAGUUAGAAGCUACCAAUAACCCCAAAUUAUCUUACAUCCACCGCUUGGCUUUUCGAAGUGUUCCUGCCCUAGAGAGCUUGAUGUUGAACAACAAUGCUCUGAAUGCCGUUUAUCAAAAGACGGUCGAGUCGCUUCCUAAUCUGCGUGAGAUCAGUAUUCACAGCAAUCCCCUGAGGUGUGACUGUGUCAUCCACUGGAUUAACUCCAACAAGACAAACAUCCGCUUCAUGGAGCCCUUGUCUAUGUUCUGCGCCAUGCCGCCUGAAUACAGAGGGCAACAGGUAAAGGAAGUGUUAAUCCAGGAUUCCAGUGAGCAGUGCCUCCCAAUGAUAUCUCAUGACACAUUUCCAAAUCAUUUAAACAUGGACAUCGGCACAACGGUUUUCCUAGACUGUCGGGCCAUGGCUGAGCCGGAACCUGAAAUAUACUGGGUCACUCCCCUCGGGGAUAAGAUAACUGUGGAAACCCUUUCAGAUAAAUAUAAGCUAAGUAGUGAAGGUACAUUGGAAAUAUCUAAAAUACAGAUUGAAGACUCAGGAAGAUACACUUGUGUUGCCCAGAAUGUGGAAGGGGCAGACACUCGAGUGGUGAUGAUUAAGGUUAAUGGAACCCUUCUGGAUGGUACCCAGGUGCUGAAAAUAUAUGUCAAGCAGACAGAAUCUCAUUCCAUUUUAGUGUCCUGGAAAGUCAAUUCCAAUGUCAUGACGUCAAACUUAAAAUGGUCAUCUGCCACCAUGAAGAUUGACAACCCCCACAUAACAUAUACUGCCAGGGUCCCGGUAGAUGUUCACGAAUACAACCUAACACAUCUGCAGCCUUCCACAGAUUAUGAAGUGUGUCUCACAGUGUCCAAUAUUCAUCAGCAGACUCAAAAGUCAUGUGUCAACGUCACAACCAAAAAUGCUGCCUUCGCGCUGGACAUUUCUGAUCAAGAAACCAGUACAGCCCUUGCUGCAGUAAUGGGGUCCAUGUUUGCCGUCAUUAGCCUUGCGUCCAUUGCUGUGUAUAUUGCCAAAAGAUUUAAGAGGAAAAACUACCAUCAUUCGUUAAAAAAGUAUAUGCAAAAAACCUCUUCCAUCCCACUAAAUGAGCUGUACCCACCGCUCAUUAAUCUCUGGGAAGGUGACAGCGAGAAAGACAAAGAUGUUAUUGCAGAUUCCAAGCCAACCCAAGUUGACACAUCCAGAAGCUAUUACAUGUGGUAACUCAGUGGAUAUUUUGCUUCUGGUAGUAAGGAGCACAAAGACGUUUUUGCUUUAUUCUGCAAAAGUAACAAGUUGAAGACUUUUGUAUUUUUGACUUUGCUAGUUUGUGGCAGAGUGGAGAGGACGGGUGGAUAUUUCAGAUUUUUUUAGUAUAGCGUAUCGCAAGGGUUUGACACAACUGGCAGCGUCUCUAGGCUUCCGGUUUGUGUUUGGUUUUUAUUCUUAUCAUUAUUAUGAUUAUUAUUAUUAUAUUAUUAUUAUUAUUAUUUUGUUUUAGUUGUUGUGCUAAACUCAAUAAUGCUGUUCUAACUACAAUGCUCAAUAAAAUGACUAAUGACAGGUUGGGGUUCCCAUGUGCUUUUACCAGUAGCAUGACCCCUUCUUCUGAAGCCAUCAGCAGACAGUACCAUGUCCUCCAAAAAGCUAACACUGGUUGUGAAGCAGCAUUGAAACUUUUGUAGCAAUCUGGUCUAUAGACUUUUAACUCAAGAAGCUAAGGCUAGACUUGUUACCUUUGUUGAAUGAUGUUAGUUGACUGUACUGUAAUGUUGUAUCAACUGAAUUGAAUGUUUGCUUUUGAACAACAACUUUUCUUUUUGUAAUAGUUAAAAGGCUUAGAACAAGCUAACAGGCAAUAGAAAUAUGUAUAUCAGAUUUUUUAUGUAACAGACUACAUGUUAAUUGAUACCUUAUUCUUUUUAUCUUUAGUAGACACUUUUAAAAAAAAGACAAUAAUUUUGUUGUGUUUAACUCACCAACAUGUGGUGUAUAAUGAAGACAGAACUAUAAUAAAUUAGUUUUGUUCUGAUUUUUUAGAACACUUGCAAUAAUGUAUCAUUUAUAGUUCUUGCUAGUUGCAGUGGUGAUAUUUUUCACAUCCCUAAAAACAACCACCAAAAUAAAUUACCGAGAGCAUG